This is a messenger RNA of Botrytis sinoallii, 669 nucleotides long. RefSeq lists its product as uncharacterized. Bases 1 to 669 code for a protein of 222 amino acids. NCBI's taxonomy places the organism in Eukaryota, Fungi, Ascomycota, Leotiomycetes, Helotiales, Sclerotiniaceae. The record is from RefSeq and is a predicted model, not a curated record. The transcript has 2 exons.
AUGAUAUAUGAAUAUACUCUUCUCAGACCUCUCGAGAAGAAAAAGAAAUCCGCAUCUAAGGCGCCUAUAUUUCUCAGAGCCCUAAAGAUAUACGGCGCGCAGAGUCUUUAUCUCGAAGCGAAGACUACCUUCCAUUCCAUCAAUCAAUUCACAUAUAACAUUGUAAAAACUCUUAAAUUUGCAGAUCCUGAAGUAUGUGGGAUGUUUCGAAAUUUACUUUUGAUUAUACCUACCACCUUCACCCCAUUAUCACAGAUUCCAACCCAGAUGUCUAUUCUUUAUUCUUCUCUCCGUCAUUUAACACUUCGUAAGAUGUUCUCCUAUGAACACGGCGGAUUCGAAACGUUUCUCACACACUCAUUGCCGAAAUUCGAAAGAUUGAUCAGCGUGAAAGUCCAAUGCGAGUAUGGGAAAUUUCUCACUACAUCAUUUAUGCAAAAUCAGGAUAGAUGGAUAUCUCUAUUGAAAAAAAUGACCACGGGGGAGAAUGGAGAGUUUGUACAAGGUAUACAGAUGGAAGAGAAGGAAACCAGUGGCAACGCACCGAGUGCUCCUACUUGGGUUUGGACAGUUGAAAAUGGCAACUCGGAAGAAACUAAAAUUAUGGAUGGUAUGAAAAGAGAGAUAAACUUGGUUAUUAAGCAUAGAGUCUCUCAUGUCAAAUUUUAG